Molecule: messenger RNA, 7410 nt
Organism: Melopsittacus undulatus (budgerigar)
Lineage: Eukaryota; Metazoa; Chordata; Aves; Psittaciformes; Psittaculidae
Gene: DNMT3A
Product: DNA methyltransferase 3 alpha
Exons: 23
Coding region: 218-3019 (933 amino acids)
Biological process (GO): negative regulation of DNA-templated transcription
Cellular component (GO): nucleus; cytoplasm
Molecular function (GO): DNA (cytosine-5-)-methyltransferase activity
Source: RefSeq, a predicted model, not a curated record
CGGCUCGGCACGGCUCGGCACGGCUCGGCACGGAGCGCCGGGCCCGCACCGGCCCAGGGGCAGGAGGAUACAGGCAGGCGGCAGGACGCAGGGGCUGGCGGCAGGCAACUGCUCCCGGACUCCCUCCUCGGUGCAGAGAGCCGGAGCACAGCGGCAGCAGGGUCCACUUUGGUGCUGAAGGGGCGCCAGUCCCAGGCGCCCGCCCUCUCUCCCCACCAUGCCGUCCAGCGGGACCCUCGAUGCCAGCAGCCCCACUCCGAACCGCGAGGCGCUCGACGCAAACAAGGGGGAAGAGGAGCCCGAGGAGAACCAGAGCAAGGAGGAGAAGGAGCCAGGGACACCCAUGAGGAAAGCCGGGCGGCCCGGGAGGAAGCGCAAGCAUGCCCAGGUGGAAAGCAGUGACACCCCCAAAGACACGGCAGCCGUCCCCAAGUGCCCCCCGCCCUGCCCAGAAGCCAGCCCCGCCGAGCCGCUGCCCAACGGGGACGUGGAGGGGGACAGUGCCCAGUGGAAGGGUGUGGAGGAGAGUGGCACGAGCCCCAAGGGUGGGCGCCCCGAGGAGGACGAGACGGAGAGCCUGCCGGACGGCGAGACGGGCCGGGCGCUGGAGAACGGCCGCUGCACCCCCAAGGAGGGCCUGGACGCCCCGGCCGAUGAGGGUGAGCUGGCCCCUUCCGACCCCCAGAAGAAACGCGGGAGGAGGAAACUCCUGGAGGCCACAGAGAAAAGCAAGGAAGAGAAGGAAGAAAACAACUUUGACACCCUGAAAAUGGAGGGCUCCCGCGGGCGAUUGCGGGGCGGGCUGGGCUGGGAAUCAAGCCUGCGGCAGCGGCCCAUGCAGCGACACACCUUCCAGGCUGGGGACCCCUACUACAUCAGCAAGAGGAAGCGGGAUGAGUGGCUGGCCCGCUGGAAGAGGGAGGCGGAGAAGAAGGCAAAGGUGAUCGCCGUGAUGAAUGUGGUGGACGAGACGCCACGGACAGAGCCCCAGAAGGAGGAGGAGGCCAGCCCCCCUGCCUCGCAGCAGCCCACAGACCCUGCCUCACCCAACGUGGCCACCACACCUGAGCCGGUGGUGGCUGAUGCUGUUGACAAGAACACCUCCAAGUCAGCCGAUGACGAGCCAGAGUACGAGGAUGGCCGGGGCUUCGGCAUCGGCGAGCUGGUGUGGGGCAAGCUGCGCGGCUUCUCCUGGUGGCCUGGGCGCAUCGUCUCCUGGUGGAUGACAGGCCGGAGCCGGGCGGCUGAAGGUACUCGCUGGGUGAUGUGGUUCGGGGACGGCAAGUUCUCAGUGGUCUGUGUGGAGAAGCUGCUGCCGCUCAGCUCUUUUGCCAGCGCCUUCCAUCAGGCCACCUAUAAUAAGCAGCCCAUGUACCGCAAAGCCAUCUACGAGGUGCUGCAGGUGGCAAGCAGCAGAGCAGGGAAGAUCUUUCCGGCGUGCCCUGAGAAUGAUGAGACGGACACCUCCAAGGUGGUGGAGAUCCAGAAUAAGCAGAUGAUCGAGUGGGCCCUGGGCGGCUUCCAGCCCUCUGGCCCCAAGGGCCUGGAGCCCCCCGAAGAGGAACGAAACCCCUACAAAGAAGUUUACACGGAGAUGUGGGUAGAGCCGGAAGCAGCUGCCUACGCACCACCCCCACCCGCCAAAAAACCCAGGAAAAGCACAACAGAGAAGCCCAAGGUCAAAGAGAUCAUCGAUGAGCGCACCCGAGAGCGGCUUGUGUAUGAGGUCCGGCAGAAAUGCAGGAACAUUGAAGACAUCUGCAUCUCGUGUGGGAGCCUCAACGUGACCCUGGAGCAUCCUCUAUUUAUCGGAGGAAUGUGCCAAAACUGCAAGAACUGCUUCUUGGAGUGCGCAUACCAGUACGAUGAUGACGGCUACCAGUCCUACUGCACCAUCUGCUGCGGUGGCCGGGAGGUGCUCAUGUGCGGCAACAACAACUGCUGCAGGUGCUUCUGUGUGGAGUGCGUGGACCUGCUGGUGGGCCCUGGGGCAGCCCAGGCGGCCAUCAAGGAGGACCCCUGGAACUGCUACAUGUGUGGCCAUAAGGGUGUCUACGGGCUGCUGCGGCGGCGGGAGGACUGGCCCUCACGCCUCCAGAUGUUCUUCGCCAACAACCACGACCAGGAGUUUGAUCCACCGAAGGUGUACCCGCCGGUGCCGGCUGAGAAGAGGAAGCCAAUCCGGGUGCUCUCGCUCUUCGAUGGCAUUGCCACAGGCCUGCUGGUGCUGAAGGACCUGGGUAUCCAGGUGGACCGCUACAUCGCCUCUGAGGUGUGUGAGGACUCCAUCACUGUCGGCAUGGUGAGGCACCAGGGCAAGAUCAUGUACGUCGGGGACGUCCGAAAUGUCACCCAGAAACACAUACAGGAGUGGGGCCCAUUCGACCUGGUCAUUGGGGGGAGCCCCUGCAACGACCUCUCCAUUGUCAACCCAGCCAGGAAGGGGCUCUAUGAGGGCACCGGGCGGCUCUUCUUCGAGUUUUACCGCCUGCUCCAUGAAGCCCGGCCCAAGGAGGGUGAUGAUCGGCCUUUCUUCUGGCUCUUUGAGAACGUGGUGGCCAUGGGGGUGAGCGACAAGAGGGACAUCUCGCGCUUCCUGGAGUCCAACCCUGUCAUGAUUGAUGCCAAAGAAGUGUCUGCAGCACACAGGGCACGGUACUUCUGGGGGAAUCUUCCUGGGAUGAACAGGCCACUCGCAUCCACAGUCAACGAUAAGCUGGAGCUGCAGGAGUGCCUGGAGCAUGGCAGGAUAGCAAAGUUCAGCAAAGUGCGAACUAUCACCACUCGCUCCAACUCCAUCAAGCAGGGCAAGGACCAGCAUUUCCCUGUCUUCAUGAAUGAAAAGGAGGACAUCCUGUGGUGCACAGAGAUGGAGAGGGUCUUCGGCUUCCCGGUGCAUUACACGGACGUGUCCAACAUGAGCCGCCUGGCCCGGCAGAGACUGCUUGGCAGAUCCUGGAGCGUGCCGGUGAUCCGCCACCUCUUUGCUCCCCUGAAGGAAUACUUUGCCUGCGUUUAAGAGAGACGGACAGGAACUGGUGACACGGAGCGAGUCAGAAACAAAACCAUCCACGCCAACAGAAGUGAAAACACAGAAUGAGAGAAGAGUCAGCACCCAGAAGAGAGACGGGAUUUCACAGCCCGAUGGGAACCCGGCACACGUCUCCCCGAGCGAAAGGGUUCGGUGUCCUCUCCUGAAUUUCCAAUGUUCAGCUUUUAGCCUAUUUAAAAGAAAAAAACCACAAAAAAAAACCAAAACACCACCAACGAAAACAACAACAGAAAAAAAGGCGAACGAAAAAAAAAAAGAAAAAAAAAGGAAAACAAAAAACCAAAACCAUUUUUUUUGGGGGGUAACCUUUUCAUUUUCCGCUCUUUUCUGGCUGGGUUUUUCUGUUGGUUUGGUUUCCGCUUCUCGGAGCAGCGGGCGAGACGAGACGCCGUCGCCAGCUCUGCUCUCGGAGGAGGGGAAACAGCAGCGGGAAACCCCAGCCGGGAGAGAGGUGGAGGCGAAGGAGAACCCGCUCCGUCGGCGCCGAGCUCGCGGCCCCAGCCGCCGGCCUGGUGAGCUUGUGGGGAGCGCGAAGCGGCAGGGAGGCGCUCGGCCGGCUCCGCAACACCCAGCGACUGAGCCUCACUCUUUUCCACCAGCACCAUUCACUGGUGAUAUGGAGCCAACCCAACUGGCAGGGAAGCCGAGAACACACACACCACAACACACACCUUUUCUACAGUAUUUUGGGUGCCUACCACAUGGGAAACCUUGAAGAAAGCAAAUUCUAGAAGCCGCUGUUACCUCUUGUUUACAGUUUAUAUAUAUAUGAUAGAUAUGAGAUAUAGAUAUAUAUAUAUAUAAAAGGUACUGUUACUACUGUACAACCUGACUUCAUAAUGGUGCUUUUAAACAGCGGGGUGAGUCAAGACAUCAGCUUCCAUGUUGCCUUACGUGCCGGGCCUUUCCGAGCGAGCGGCGCAGGAGGGGGCCGGGGCUGCGGCCGGGCGGGAAGCGUCUCCAUCCCGAGUCAUGCAAUAACCUUUUUCUGUCCUAAAAGGAAGCGCCUCCCUCGGCGGCGGUGGCGGUGGUGCUGGUGGUGGUGGUGGUGGUGGCCGCCCUGCCUGCCUUGCCCGCCACGCGCACAAACGUACUGGUGCUCUUCUGCAUACGUGGCGUCCCCGACCAGGCUGGUGCUGGGUGUCCCCCCUCCAACCCGGGGGCAGCAGCAGGGUGCUUCUGCCUGCUUCUGCCUGCAGGUGCUGCCUGCCGGGGCGGCGCGGGGCACAGGUGCUGUGAAUCGGGCUCUUGCCGAAAGCCGUGGCUGUGCAGGAGGACGCGGGCAGGGCAGAAUGCAGGCAGGGAGGAAGCGCAGGACGGAGCGGUGCUGGAGCGUGGCUGGGGCGCUCCCAGUGCAGGAUGAGGACAGCUGCAGGGCCGUGGACCCUGGUGCUACAUCCGCGGGUCCGGGCUGGUUGGCAGGAGGGCGAUUCCCUGGUGAGACAGGAUGGGACCCCAGUGUUGCGCACUGGGUGACUUGAGGCAUCGCUCCUCUGUUGGAGUGUGGUUCUGGAGUGACUGUCCCAUCAGUGCCCCAUGUUCCCUUCCUGGGGCAAUGGGUGCCUGUGAGGUGCAUGGCGGGCACAGCAGUGUUGGUGUCAAGGGCAGGCAGCUCUGGCUGCAGGGGCCAGGUGCUGCAGUAGUGUUGGCAGUGCAGAGAGGAGCCAUGGUGCAUGCAGGCAGGUGCUGGCAUUGCUGUGGAUGGCUACUUGUUUGGCAGCUGUGGGUGCCACAGGAGGACAGUGGGUCUGAUAUGGUGCAGGGGAAUUGCCUCACAUCCUCAGUGCCCACUGGGGUGGCCGGAUCCUGUGCCUGGCAGGGGCAGGGACUGGUGCUACGGUGCGGGGGGGACUCAAAUUGGGUCUCCAGCCCAUUGCCGUCUCUUCUCUAACUGUGAAAGGUGCUGAAGGUCUGCAGGCAGGCGGGGUCCGCUGGCUGCUCGGUGCAGGGUGCUGGCUAAUGGCAGCGAGCCGCGCUGGCGGCCCCAGGGUGCUGAGAGGUGCUGGGACCGAUGGUGGCGGUAAGGGCGAGUGGGGUGGCCCCAGUGCCCCCCAUCUCCCCACAGCGCCUGGUGCUACUGGGGGUUUGGAGGAGGCCCCUCUGUCGGUGUGGAUGGCGCAGGGAGCUGGGCAGCACAGGGCAGCUGCAGUGGGGGCACCGCGGGGCCCAGCUUUGCCAGUGAGGGUAAAGGAGGUGAGGUGGGAUGUGGCCCCCAGCCCUAGGUGCUGAGCUGGGCCUAUGGGCUUCAGCUUGGUCCUGGGGCUGGUCUGGCACAGGACUGCUGCAGCAGUGCAGGGUGGGAGCCUUGCAUGGCCCUGCAGCACUGCUUGCAGGUCCUGCAUGGCCCAAAGCAUUUGGUGUAAGUGCUGCAUGGCCCUGCAGUACUGUCUGCAGGUUCUGCAUGGCCCUGCAGUGUCACAUGCAAAUCCUACAUGGCCUUGCAGCAUUGCAUGCAAGUCAUGCAUUGCUCUGCAGCACCACUCGCAGGUCAUGCACUGCCCUCCAGCACUAUCUGCAGGUCUUGCAUGGCCCACAGUGCUGGCUGCAGGUGCCACAUGGCUCUGCAGCACUGCAUGCGGGUCCUGCACAGCCUUUCAGCAUCACAUGCGAGUCCUGCAUAGCCCUUUAGCAUCUCAUGCAAGUCUUGCGCAGCCCUGCAGCACUGGCUGCAGGUACUGCACGGCUCUACAGCACUGAGGGCAAGUGCUGCAUGGCCCUGCAGUGCUGAGUACGAAUCAUGCAUGGUCCUGCGGCGUUGUGCUUGCAGCACUGCAGCACUGGUUGUAAGUUGUGUGUGAUACUGCAGUGCUGGGUGGUGGUCCUGCAAGCCCUGCAGUGCUGGGUGCUGGUGCUACAUGGCCCUGCAGGGCUGGGUGCUAGUGCUGCACAAUGCUGCAGCACCAUUUGCAAGUCCUGCAUGGCCUUGCAGCACUGUCUGCAGGUUCUGCAUGGCCUUGCAGUGCCAGGUGUGAAUCCUGCACAGCUGUGCAGCACCACUGACAGUGCAGUGCCAGUGGGGAGCAUGGCACAGCUCUGCAACAGGGCUUGGGGGUCCCUGCUGUGCUGCACCACCCUGGUGCAGCCCUGCAGUGCUUCAAUGGGACCCUCAACCCUGCCACACCUUUCAUAGGCCAGGUCCCAAUCAGUGCUGUGGCAUGGCAUGCCGGCAUGGUGUGGCAAUGAUGCGUCCCAUGCUGCUCUGGCACCCGCUACGGGCACCAGUGGUUGGGAUGCCCAGGCAGGUGCCAGAGCCGGUGCCAACGGGAAGCAGGUUCCCGUGGUGGCCCAACUGGAAUGGUGCCGGUGCAAUGCCGGGCUCGGCUCGGUGGUGCCAGGGGCACGUUGGCGGCGGCGGCAGUGGGGAUGCCGGGGAAAGAGUUCAGUUUUUAACGUACCCGACUCACAUCUUUUUUUAACAAAAACAGACAAAUUUUGUUGCACAGCCCUUAGAUGAAAAACGGUAAAAAACAGAGAAAAUAAAAAGAAAAAUAAGCCUAAAUUCCUUAAAAUCCGCCGAGGGAGUAGGGGACAAACACGGUGCUAAAACAUUUUAUUAAAAAUAUAUAUUGUUAAAUUAAGUCUGCUGUCUGGACAAUGACUGUUUUGUUUUCUUGUAGUGGAGUUUCAAAGAGCACUAUUAUUUUACUCUUAUAUAUUAUUAUUAAAAAAAAAAAAGGAAAAAAAAAACCGACAAAAACAAAAAGGCAUUUUAACUUUGUACUUGAAAACUAAACAAGAGAUUUCAUGUGUUUUAGCCUAGACAUUGAAGUAGCUGACGCUUAACUAUUUGUGGGGAAUCAUGUACUCAUACCGAGGGAUAAACGCGUAGAGUUCGGUACCCUCCUCUUCCUCCUCUCCUAUGAUUUGGCUCAGCCUGUGCCCCACCACCACAUUCCCAGCCGCCCCGGCUGCUCCCCCCCACCCCAAAUCCCUAUCCCAAACCUCCCCUUUUUCCUCCCCAUUUUAUUUUGUGCUUCCCUCUCUCUCGGUUCGUCCCUUCUGUUUUUUGUUGGUUUGUUUUUUUAGGGUCGCUUCUCUAUUUAUUGCCGCUGAAUACUGUGCAUCUCACCGUACGGUUCUGGCCCGCGGGGCUGCCCGGCGCUCUGUCGUGUCUGUGUAAGUAUUGCUCGUGACAUAGCUGUUCUGAACUAAUACAAGGUCAAUGCGUGCAGCAGAUGUAGGAAGUCUGUCCGUUCCGCUUCCAUCCCAUCCUCCUGAUUUAUUUCUUUUUUCUUUGGUGCCCAGAAGACUAUAAUACAGAUGAGCUCCUUUCUAAUGUACUUGUGCUGGAGAACACUUGAAUAAAUGUACUGUUUUUGUGCAAAAAAAAAAAGAGAAAAAAAGAGGGAAAAAAAAGA